Molecule: messenger RNA, 2693 nt
Organism: Epinephelus fuscoguttatus (brown-marbled grouper)
Lineage: Eukaryota; Metazoa; Chordata; Actinopteri; Perciformes; Serranidae
Product: dnaJ homolog subfamily C member 7-like
Exons: 14
Coding region: 23-1522 (499 amino acids)
Molecular function (GO): protein binding
Source: RefSeq, a predicted model, not a curated record
GUGGUAGUCCUUUCCAGAAAAAAUGGCAGCUGUUGACAUCGACGUGCCGGUGGACGCUGAACCUCAAAUCCACGGUCCAGAGGACAUGGAGCGUCAGGCUGAAGGCUUCAAAGAGCAAGGAAAUGCAUUCUACAGCAAGAAAGAUUACUCUGAGGCUUUCAACUAUUAUACCAAGGCCAUUGAUGCAAGCCCCAAAACUGCCAGUUAUUAUGGCAACAGGGCGGCCACCCUCAUGAUGCUCUGUCGCUUCAGAGAGGCUCUAGAAGAUUCCCAGCAGGCUGUGCGGCUGGAUGACUGCUUCAUGAAAGGUCAUCUACGUGAGGGCAAGUGCCACCUGUUGUUAGGAAAUGCCAUGGCAGCCAGUCGCUGCUUCCAGAAGGUUUUGGAGUUGGAUCCCAGCAACAGAGAGGCCCAGCAGGAGAAUAAGACAGCAUCGAUGCUAGUGGAGUACGAACGAAUGGCCGACUUUGGCUUUGAGAAGCGUGAUUUCAGAAAGGUGGUGUACUGCAUGGACCGGGCCUUAGCAGUGGCUUCUGCCUGUCACCGCUUCAAAAUCCUCAAGGCUGAGUGUCUGGCCCUGCUGGGACGCUAUCCAGAGGCCCAGUCUGUAGCAAGUGAUAUCUUGCGAAUGGAUUCCACAAACGCAGACGCACUCUACGUCCGAGGCUUGUGUCUCUACUAUGAGGACUGCAUCGAUAAAGCUGUACAGUUCUUUGUCCAGGCUCUGCGCAUGGCACCUGACCACGAAAAGGCCCGUCUAGCCUGCAGGAAUGCCAAAGCCCUAAAAGCCAAGAAAGAGGAGGGCAACCAGGCGUUUAAGAGCUGCAACUAUGAAGCUGCCUACCAGCUGUAUACCGAGGCCCUGACGAUAGACCCCAACAACAUCAAGACCAACGCUAAACUGUACUGCAACAGAGCCACAGCAGGAGUAAAGCUGCAGAAACUUGAUAAAGCCAUUGAAGAUUGUACCAAUGCAAUCAAACUAGAUGACACUUACAUCAAGGCCUACUUAAGAAGAGCUCAGUGUUACAUGAACACAGAGCAGUAUGAAGAGGCCGUACGGGACUAUGAAAAAGUUUACCAGACAGAAAAAACAUCAGAUCACAAGCAUCUGCUGAAGACGGCACAGCUGGAGCUGAAGAAGAGCAAGAGGAAAGAUUACUACAAGGUGCUGGGGGUCGGCAAGAACGCCACCGAGGACGAGAUCAAAAAGGCCUAUCGCAAACGGGCCCUCAUGCACCACCCAGACCGCCACAGCGCAGCGACUCCAGAGGUGCAGAAGGAGGAGGAGAAGAAAUUCAAGGAGGUGGGCGAGGCCUUCACUGUGCUCUCUGACCCAAAGAAGAAGAUCCGCUACGACAGUGGACACGACCUGGAAGACGACUGCUCCUUUGAUGGUGGAGACUUUGAUGCGAACAACAUCUUCAGAGCUUUCUUUGGCGGCCAUGGUGGAGGAGGAGGAUAUAGUUUUGAUUCCAGUCCAGACAACGGACCUGGAAAUUUCUUCUUCCAGUUUGGUUAAAGUGAAGGAGCAUGCGGGAAAAUGCAGCCCUGCAGUAGACAAAAUCAAGUUGGACCCACAGUCACCUCCUGACGCUCACACUCCCGAGCGUCUAACAAAACGUCCCCACUAUUCUUUCUCGAGAGGUUCUUGAUUAUCGCAUUCACUUCUAAAUUUACUCCUCACAUUGAUGCUAAAAACAUUAGGAAGGAUAAUUCAGAGACUCUAGUUGUGAAUCAACUCUGUAAAUAUGGAAUUGCUUAAGAGGUCUUUUUUAAAAUGAGGGGUUUGGAUCAGCUGAUCAGAGCAUGUCCCUUCUGCCAAAAUCUAAAUGACAAUAAAUAAAAUCUUGUAAAACUGCUUCAACCUUCGUAAAGGUGACCCGUGGAAGAAUAAGCAUCAUGGUUAAUUAGUUUUAGAAGACACACUAUGGUAUAUGUUUUUAUGGUUCUGCUGGGACUGAACGUCUCUGUAGAACCAGAGCCAAUUUACUGUGGAAGUUCAAUGUCAAACUGACCUCAGGACAGCCUGUUGAGGACAACGCUGGUCUCAUGCGAGCACGUGUCCAGGUUUUAUUGGCUCACUUGCCAAAUACAAAAUCUUCGUGCAGGGUUUUUUCUUUCUUCUCCAUGCUGCGUUGUAUAUUUGACUCGAAUGUAAAGCGUUUUGUGUCCAUAAAUAUUUUUCUUCAGUCUUCCCGAGGUCUAUUUAUAUUUAUUGUACUGUAUAUUCUAACCUGUACACAGCAAAACGCCAGUGUUUGUCUUCCUCCGUUUUUAAGAGACUCAUUUGUAAAUGUUUCCCACGCCAUCUUCUUUGCCCUUGAAAUUGUGCAGGUUUUUUUUAACAGGCCAAAAUCUGCACACGUACACCUUCUCUUCAAAGCACCGACCACUCAUCUGUCCCGUUCAAAUUCUAGUGGUGCCUUACCAGAAGGAGCAGCGAGCCACGUCCUGUUGACUAAAGGAGCUUUGUGAGUCUGUGCUCUUCUUCAUAUCUGGCCAGUGAAUGAAAUUGAAUAUUAGUAACUGAAUUCUUCAUCCCGUCAAACACAAAAGACUCUUCGUGUCAUGUCAGCAUCAGUCACACCCAGCUGUCAUCCACCCAUACUCGUUACGCACGUUUCAUCAGUGCAGCCCUUCCCCUACUUGUUCCACCUGUUUUUAAAGGGACGCUGUUAGUAGGCUGGAAG